ACUCGAGCCUUCUCUCAACUAUCCAACAAUCCUCUAGUAUCGAAUUUUAACAUCCUAAAAAACUCCCAAACACAUGAAAUUCCUAUAAAUAGACAAACAAAUGUUUAUUUAAUUAACUAAUCAUACAACAUAACAAUAUUAGAGUAGGACACCGAUUUCCCAUGUAUUUUUUUUGAUAAAAAAGUAAUGAGAAUCAAUGUAUCAUAAUUUUACCAACACAUGUAAAAAUCUUAGCUAAGAACAAGGACGUUUAGUAACAAAAUUCAAGAAAUUUAACAAAAAAUAAAAAAGGGAAAGAAAAAAAGAGUAUCCCAAAGCAAGAAAGCUAAAGAAUAGUUCAGCUUGGGGCACAAGGACUAAAAAUAAUAAAAAUAAAAAUAAAAAUAAAAAUAAUAAGAAUAAAAUGAAUAAUUAACUAACCCUUGGGAAGCUGAGACUGUUGUUGUUUUUGUUGUUGUAUUUCUCUAUUUUCAUGUUUUCUCUCUCCUCUGUUGCUGACUGAAAAGAGCCGUACAUACACUUCAAUGGCGGAGUCUGGGAACCACAGAAAGAGACGGCGAUUACUUUGCACAGAAAAGUUUCUUUUGGAUGAUUUGGUUGAGGUUAGAAGUGUUGAAGAUGGAUUCCAAGGGUCAUGGCAUGCUGGAUCUAUCAUUGGUGUUGAUGGUAGAUAUAGAGAAAUAAAAUAUACAAAUCUUCUUCAUGAUGCUGAUGAUGAUUAUGACUUUUUAACUGAUACUGUGGAAGUUCCUAGUUCAAUUGACGGAACCUCCACCUCCACCUCCACCUCAUCAAAAACAUGUAACCGAGGCAGGAUUAGACCAAACCCUACAUUUGGGGAUAUGGCAAUAGAGAAUCUCCCUUAUGGCCUCUGUGUUGAUUGUUGGGUCAACGAAGCAUGGUGGGAAGGUGUGGUUUUUGACAAUGAUUGUGAUGCCAGUAAAAGGAAGAUUUUCUUUCCCGAUUUAGGCGAUGAAGUGAUAGUUGAUCUUAAAAGCUUGCGAUUAACUCACGACUGGGAUGAGGUUACAGGAGAGUGGAAUUGUAGAGGAAAUUGGAUGUUUCUGGAGAUCAUCGAUAAGCUUGGGUUGGAUACUUAUAUUCCUGUUUCCCUAAAGCAAAUAUGGUAUGAUGUGAGAGGGAAAAAAGAUUUUGUUAAUACUGGGGAGUGGCCUUUCCCUGUCAAGGAUAAGUUGGAAAACCUGGUGGCGCAGGUCAUCCAGGAGAAUUUACGGAUUACUUUAGAUUCAUUUCUGAAAGGAUGUUUCUCUUCCGAAACCAUGUCAGAAAAUCAUGAAGUCGUAUCCGGUAAUGAUGUUCCUCCUAAAGAUAUUGACUUUCAAGAUGUUGAUUUAAUGAGAGAGAAUGAUGCUGCCGUUACAACCAUUGGCGACUUGUGCGGAACUGCUGAACUGGCAACAGAGUUGCAGGAUUCUGCUCUCACCAACAAUCAAGUGGUUCCUGUACAACCCAUGGCCCUGUCAAUUAUAUGUUCAGGUCAGACAGGGUUUGGUGUUAACACGAGACCUUCUGCUGCAGAGUCCCAGUUUUGUAACAAUUCUAAACCUGAUGAGAAAAAACAGCUUAGAAAAAGUAAGCGGAAGUUGCAGUUUGAUGAUCAUAAUGAAUUGAGCAUUGAAUCUGAGUACUGCCCGCAGUCCAUGUAUGAUUAUGCUCAACAAGACAGGCCUGCAAAUAGUUUGACUAGAAAAGUCAGGCGUCAUCUCCGUUAUUUGGGUUAUCAAAUAGAACAAUGUGAUAAUCUGAAAACGGUACGUUAUACCUCUCCUGAAGGAAGAACCUACUAUAAUCUUCGCCUUUGUGUAAACUAUGAGAAGAAAGAGGCAGAGAAAUCCUCCUUAGCAGCAGAAGAUGUUCGGAGUGGAGACCUUUCAUUUCCUUCUAAGUUGAAGCGUACUCUAAAGCUUAAGGUAUCAAAUAGGGGGAAAGUGCUGAACCUAAAUAUUGAACCUAAAUAUUGCCCAGAAGCUGUAUCCAAAUAUGUGAGAGCAUCGGAGACAAAGUGCACCUUGAAGGCUCGUAAUGAGAUGCAGGAUGAAGCUAGGGGACACUUGUCAGCUAUGGGGUGGAAAUUCUGGCCUCAAGCGAAGAAAGACAAGAAGGACGAGUGGCGCUAUGAUUCCCCUACUUCUAACAAGACAUAUAAUUCACUAUUGUCCGCUUGUAGGGCGAUUGUAAAAGGUGCGGAGAUGCAUAGUUCUGGCCCAAUUGUAGAUGCAAAAAGUCAAAACCCCGAAGGGCUCUCAGGUGAACAUUCAUUAUCUGAUAAUGAGGAUCGUCGACAUUGCUUAACUCAAAAAUACCCUCGGGCUCUCAUGAAGUGUAAGACAGGGAAAGUUCAGAGGAGGAAGCGGAAUGGUUUUGUACCCUCGAUGCCUUCUCUACUUGAAAGCAGAAGAGCAGAACAUGAAGUUGAAGAUAAUGGGCUUGCAAAGCGUCGCUCUUUCAAGAAAUUGAGCACUAGUUUCUUACCCAAGAAAAGGAAAGCCUUGGGUAAAGUAAAGACCAGUUCGGACAGCAGUAACUUGUCUCGAGUUCUGCGGUCAAGCAAAAGAGUUCGGCAGGUUGGGACUUCUAGUUCAUCACAGGCACCUCGGACAGUACUUUCGUGGCUGAUGGACAAUGGUGUGGUGUUAGGAAGGGAAAAAAUUUAUUACUACAGACAAGGAGAUAAUAAGCCUUCAGCUGAAGGGCGGAUUACUCUAAAUGGGAUAAGCUGCAGUUGUUGCACAGAGGUUUUUAGUGUUAGUAGCUUUGAAGCACAUGCUGAAAGAAACUCCAACCGACCAACUGGAAAUAUAAUUUUUCACAGUGAUAAGAAAUCUUUGGUGGAACGUCAAGUGUUAUUUAUGAAUACAAAGUUGGAGAGCUUCUCUAAAGUACCACUGGAAAGGCCUAGAGGGAAACGGCAUAAAAGCUGGAAUGACCACAUAUGUUCAGUUUGUCAUUAUGGAGGUGAAUUAAUUUUAUGUGAUCGGUGUCCAUCAUCAUUCCAUGCACAAUGCCUUAAUUUGCAGGACAUUCCUAAAGGUGAUUGGUUCUGUCCAUCAUGCUGUUGUGGUAUUUGUGGUGAAAUAUACUUUGAUACGAAUACAGAAUGCUCUACUGACAAAAGCAUGCUAUCUUGUCACCAAUGCGAGCGGCAAUAUCAUGCUUGCUGUAUAAGAGAAAGAGAUAUGGUUAAAGUCGAUGUUCAUCUUACAGAAAAUUGGUUUUGCUGUAAAAUAUGUGAAAAGGUGUACUGGGGUCUCCAGCAGCUUCUCGACAAUCCCAUUCGUGUUGGUCAUAAUGAUUUAACUUGGACAUUGAUCAAACCCAUGGACUACCUGGCUAAUGACUCUGCUGAUUACGAUGCCGUUGCCACGGCACAGAAUUACAGCAAGCUUAGUGUGGCUCUUGAAGUGAUGCAUGAGUGCUUUGAGCCUGUGAAAGAACCUAGAACCAAACGAGAUCUUGUUGAAGAUGUUAUUUUCUGCAGAGGGUCUCAACUGAAUAGACUUAACUUCAGAGGAUUCUACACAGUGCUUCUGGAAAGAAAUGAUGAGCUGAUUACUGUGGCCAUUUUGAGGGUGUAUGGUGACAAAGUGGCAGAAAUUCCACUCAUUGGUACCCGCUUUAAGCAUCGCCGGCUUGGAAUGUGUCGAAUUGUUAUGCAAGAGAUUGAGAAGAACUUGAUCAAACUAGGAGUAACAAGGCUGGUUCUUCCUGCCGCAGCAAGUGUAUUAAACACUUGGACUAGUGCGUUUGGUUUUACUCCAGUUUCCAAUACCGAAAGACUUGAGUUUCUGAGUUACAGCUUCUUGGAUUUUCAAGAUACUGUUAUGUGCCAAAAACGUUUGGGAAAGCUUCCUUUCCCUCUACCACACUUGUCAAGGGAUACAUCUGGUGUCCAUCUUCAAGUUUAUCGCAACAUAGAAGGAAACAGUAUCAGUGACGACCCUGAAGGGAACAGUCCCAUAUCUGAAGUUUCUCAAGAAGAUCAAAUUGAAAGAGAAUUAGUGGAUGGCUCGUGUGAAAAAUCAAAUGGUGGUAUCAAUGAUCAAGACACCACCAUUGCUAUUAUGGUGACUGAUCCAACCAAUCAAGAAUAUGAAGCAUGCAACUCAUUGUCGUUAAAGGAGCAGAAGAUAGAACGCGAUAAAUGUGAUGAAAAUUUAAAGUUUUACACGAGAAAGAAGGCUGUGGAGUUGAGACCUCCUGUUCCUCAAGCGAACAUUCCUAAAGUAGAAGUAAGUUGUAGAUAGUUAUAGUUAUGGCUUCUGGAAGAGUAGAGACUGUUAUUCCUCGUAUGCUUGUGUCUUAUACAGGAUUCGAUAAAAUUUUAUCAAGCGUAAUCUGUUAAGAGUCGGUAUUGUAACGCCAGGAUUUCUGUGCAGAAAUCCAAUUUUGUAACUUCCCUAUGCAUUAGGAUAGUUUUAAGGUGAAGCUGAAACAGAAUUUUAGGUUUCUGUUACUGGUGCACCCCUUUUUUUUUAGUUUCUGUAUAGUUUCUGACAUAAACCCAUGAGAGCUUAUUUUGGGUUAAUCUUCUGUCUGUAAAUGCUCUCAAGUGGAAAUGAAUGUUAUCUAUAAUAUUUACUGGUAAUUUUUCACCA
Molecule: messenger RNA, 4616 nt
Organism: Spinacia oleracea (spinach)
Lineage: Eukaryota; Viridiplantae; Streptophyta; Magnoliopsida; Caryophyllales; Amaranthaceae
Exons: 11
Coding region: 525-4265 (1246 amino acids)
Biological process (GO): regulation of transcription by RNA polymerase II; negative regulation of DNA-templated transcription
Cellular component (GO): nucleus
Molecular function (GO): transcription corepressor activity; acyltransferase activity, transferring groups other than amino-acyl groups
Source: RefSeq, a predicted model, not a curated record